AUGCAGCCGUUAUUCUGCGUACCGAAGCCUUAUGGCCUUUUUUUUCGGUCAGUCCGUCCCAGCGAAUACAGUGGCUUCUCGAUAGAUUGCAAGCGCAUACACUUAGCCCGCUUGUCUACCACCAGGAUCCUGGACGUAACAGGGUUUGACAAAGUGUCCGAUGUUAUUGUUGUCGGAUCAGGAGCAGGAGGCCUCACAGCCGCGUUGCGCGCAAAGUAUCAUGGACUGGAGCCGCUGGUCCUUGAGAAGACACCCAAAAUCGGUGGAUCUAGUGCGUACUCUGGCGGCGCGCUCUGGGUUCCAAACAACCAUGUGUCAAAGGCAGCAGGUCUGGAAGAUAGCGCGGAGGAGGGUCUCCGCUAUCUUGAAGCCAUUGUCCCGCCGAACACACCAUCUAGCACCAAGGAAAGAAAGCAGGCAUACAUUGACCAAAGCCCACAGAUGGUCAGGUAUCUGGAAGGUCUGGGGUUCAAGUGGCAUGCUGCAUUAGGCUAUCCUGAUUACCAUUGUCUCGAACCCGGCUCCAAAGCACUUGGUCGUGUAAUCGAAGGCCAGGUCUUCGACCUCAAGAAACUCGGAUCCUGGCGCUCGAUGAUCAGGCUCCCGGGCGACCCGGCUCCUGCGUGUUAUUGUGACGAAACUCCGCAUAUAUAUCGCAUGGGCGCGCAUCUUUACGACUUCUAUAAAUUCAGUGGGAUGAUUGCAAAGAUGUGUCUUCGCAUGCUGAUUGGCCAGAAGCCUGUGACAUUCGGAAAGAGCUUGGUUGGCCAGUUGCUUUAUCUCAACAAGCAGCAUGGGACUGAGAUUUGGCGGGAGACUGGCUUAGUGGACCUUAUAAGCGACAAGGAUGGCAAGGUGAUUGGAACGCUUGUGGAGAGAGACGGGAAGAAAUUGAGGAUCGGAGCCAGGAAAGGGGUCCUUUUGGCAGCAGGGGGUUUUGCCAAAAACUCAGCGAUGCGUGAGCAGUACCAGAAAAGGGCGAUUCAUGCUCAAUGGAGUGUGGCAUCGCCAGGAGACCAAGGCGAUGCUAUCAGGGCUGGUCAGAAGCUCGGGGCUGCAGUGGACUUGAUGGACUCAGCAUGGUGGAUGCCCAUGAUCAUUGUGGGCGAAACACCCAUCUUCGAUCUCACCGUCCGAUCAUUCCCCCAUGCCAUCAUCGUUGACGGCAAGGGCUCCCGCUAUAUGAAUGAAUCUCUUGACUACGAUGACUUUGGUAAGACCAUGAAUAAGCACCACGAAACCACCGCUGCUAUACCCUCCUGGAUCAUCCUCGAUUCAAGGCACCGCAACAAUUACAUGCUGGCUCGCUUCGGCCCGCGCUCCACACCGAAAUGGGCUAUUGAGAAUGGCUUCAUUUACAGAGAUGACACUGUCGGUGGCCUAGCAAAACAGAUAAAUAUCGACCCUACAAGCCUGCAAACUACUGUGGAAAGGUUCAACGGUUUCGCCCUCAAAGGUGUCGACGAGGAUUUUAACCGCGGAAAGAAUGCGUACGAUAACUUCUUCGGCGAUCCAUAUCACAAGCCAAACCCGAAUCUCGGCACUAUCGCAAAAUCCCCCUUUUAUGCCCUCAGAAUCUACCCAGGAGAUCUGGGUACCAAAGGAGGUCUUCUGACGGACGAGUUCGCACGUGUCUUGAGGGAAGAUGGCAACCCUAUUCCAGGACUUUAUGCAGCAGGAAAUACCACGGCAAGCGUUAUGGGGAGGAGAUAUGCAGGUCCAGGUGCAACAUUGGGGCCUGCAAUCACAUUUUCGUACAUUGCGAUGGACAAUAUUGCGCAACGGACUCAAGAUUAA
Exophiala oligosperma is the source of this 1797-nucleotide messenger RNA. RefSeq lists its product as uncharacterized. NCBI's taxonomy places the organism in Eukaryota, Fungi, Ascomycota, Eurotiomycetes, Chaetothyriales, Herpotrichiellaceae. The record is from RefSeq and is a predicted model, not a curated record. The transcript has a single exon. The coding region runs from base 1 to 1797 and encodes 598 amino acids.